Molecule: messenger RNA, 1435 nt
Organism: Propithecus coquereli (Coquerel's sifaka)
Lineage: Eukaryota; Metazoa; Chordata; Mammalia; Primates; Indriidae
Gene: ZFYVE21
Product: zinc finger, FYVE domain containing 21
Exons: 8
Coding region: 95-850 (251 amino acids)
Molecular function (GO): metal ion binding
Source: RefSeq, a predicted model, not a curated record
GCUGUCACCCGUGCGCGGGGCGGGGCGGGCGGCGCCACCCAGCUGGGUGAGGGGCCCGGGUGCGGGGCUGCGGGCGAGAGGCUGAAGUGCCGUCAUGUCCUCGGGGGUGGCCGCGCGCCGCGACGCCAAGAAGCUGGUGCGCUCCCCCAGCGGGCUGCGCAUGGUGCCCGAGCACCGCGCCUUCGGGAGCCCGUUUGGCCUGGAGGAACCGCAGUGGGUCCCGGACAAGGAGUGUCCCAGAUGUAUGCAGUGUGACGCCAAAUUCGACUUUAUCACCAGAAAGCACCACUGUCGCCGCUGCGGGAAGUGCUUCUGCGACAGGUGCUGCGGCCAGAAGGUGUCGCUGCAGCGCAUGUGCUUCGUGGACCCCGUGCGGCAGUGCGCCGAGUGCGCCCUCGUGUCCCACAAGGAGGCCGAGUUCUACGACAAGCAGCUCAAAGUGCUCCUGAGCGGAGCCACCUUCCUCGUAAGUUUUGGAAACUCAGAGAAAUCUGAAACCGUGGUUUGUCGUCUUUCCAACAACCAGAGAUACUUGUUUCUGGAUGGAGACGGCCACCGUGAGAUCGAAAUCGCGCACAUCGCGACCGUGCAGAUCCUCACGGACGGCUUCCCUGCAGGAGAAAAAGACAUUCACGCUUACACCGGCCUCCGGCGGAGCCAGCCUGCCUCUGAAGGAGGCAGCACGCGGGCCACGGGCAUGUUCCUGCAGUAUACGGUGCCGGGCGCAGAGGGUGUGGCCCAGCUGAAGCUGACGGCUGGGGACGAUGCACACGGCAGGAGGCACGCGGCCGCGUGGCUGGCGGCCAUGCACAAGGCUGCCAAGCUCCUCUAUGAAUCUCGGGACCAGUGACUUCACGUGGGAGCUGAGCUCGGGGUACGUCUGGGCGCUGGGACCGAGUCACUUGGAACAGCAGAACCUGCUCCCUGCGCACCACGGGGCUUCCUCUCGCUUGCGCUGGGAAAUGCGAUUCACGGGUUUGGAGAGACGGCGCGUUCACUUACCUAGUGCAACGUGUACAGUUUAUUAACGCUUUCAGCAGCUUCACGUUUUAGAAUUUGUCUAUUAUCUUGAUGAUUAGGAGUGGGAGAGACUGAGCUACACUACUACCAAACUAUUUUUAGCAUAAUCUAUGCCAUGUUUUUGAGUUCCCAGGCUUGCUAGAAGGUUCUGGCCCAUCAAUGUUCAUUAAUUAAUUCCUCCCCAGAACCGGCGUGGGUAGUGCUGACUCGGGCCCCUGAUCUGCAGGGAGCCGCCAUCCGCAGCAGCCUGUUGACAGCACUUGCCUUAGCUCGGUUUACGGACGUCUGUCCACCUCGUCACUAAUUUUGGGCUACGAACAUCCUUUGCUAUUCCACUGCGGGGAGGGCGCUGGCUGUUUUUGUACUUUUCACUGUUUCACUUUAUUGGAAUGCCCGUACCGCAGUUUGUACAUGA